Diabrotica virgifera virgifera (western corn rootworm) is the source of this 4517-nucleotide messenger RNA. It is a transcript of the gene Cyp18a1, whose product is annotated as cytochrome P450 18a1. NCBI's taxonomy places the organism in Eukaryota, Metazoa, Arthropoda, Insecta, Coleoptera, Chrysomelidae. Gene Ontology annotation, molecular function: oxidoreductase activity, acting on paired donors, with incorporation or reduction of molecular oxygen, reduced flavin or flavoprotein as one donor, and incorporation of one atom of oxygen; heme binding; iron ion binding. Gene Ontology annotation, cellular component: intracellular membrane-bounded organelle; cytoplasm. Gene Ontology annotation, biological process: xenobiotic metabolic process. The transcript is spliced from 5 exons. The record is from RefSeq and is a predicted model, not a curated record. Bases 72 to 1658 code for a protein of 528 amino acids.
UCUUGUAGACACUGUGUAUUGCUUCUUGAUAAUUUGCGUAAAUCUUUAAUUUUUUCAAAAAAGUUUAAAAAAUGUUUGUGUAUAGUAGUAUGAUGCUCUGGAAUUUCGCCGCCAAAGAAUUCUCGACAAAUGUUUUGCUUGUGUUCCUCACGGUUUUGUUAUUAGUUCGCGCCCUUCAGAUGUUGAGGGAAGCUCUAUCUCUGCCUCCGGGACCUUGGGGACUGCCUAUCCUGGGGUCUCUUCCUUUUUUAAAAGGGGAUCUACACCUGCACUACAGAGAUCUUACUCAGAAAUAUGGGUCGCUGAUUUCGACGAGACUUGGGUCUCAGUUAAUAGUGGUUCUGAGUGAUUACAAAAUGAUUCGGGAUGCGUUCAGGAAAGAUGACUUUACUGGACGACCUCAUAAUGAAUUUACCAAUAUUUUAGGAGGCUAUGGUGUAAUAAACAUAGCAGGCAAGCUCUGGAAAGACCAACGCAGAUUCCUUCACGAUGGUCUUCGCCAUUUUGGCAUGUCCUAUCUAUCUUCGAGGAAAACUCAGAUGGAAAACCGCAUCAUGUCGGAAGUUGAAGAUUUCCUUUUCGUUCUCAAAGAUCGCGAAGGACAAUCUGUGGAUCUGAAUCCAGUCUUUGCCGUCUCGAUUUCCAAUGUUAUCUGUGAUGUUUUAAUGUCAGUGAGAUUCUCUCAUAACGAUGGUAGAUUCAUUAGAUUUAUGAACCUGAUUGACGAAGGAUUCCGACUGUUUGGUUCUUUGGAGGCAGCUAUUUUUAUACCAAUUCUCAGAUACUUGCCCGGAUAUACGCGCACCAGACAAAAAAUUGCCAGGAACCGUGAAGAAAUGGCACGUUUUUUGCAAGAAACUAUUGACGACCACAGAAAAACCUUCGAUCCUAGUCAUAUGAGGGACCUUCUUGACACUUAUCUUUACGAAAUCCAAAAAGCUGAUGAAGAGGGUACUGGCCAUCAUUUGUUCGAAGGAAAAGAUCAUGACCGUCAAAUGCAGCAGAUCAUGGGUGACUUGUUUUCCGCUGGCAUGGAAACCAUCAAAAGUUCACUCCAAUGGGCUGUGCUAUUCAUGUUACACAACCCCGACAAAAUGUUGGCGGUUCAAGAAGAAUUAGAUCAAGUGAUUGGUCGCCAGAGGUUGCCGAAGUUGGAAGACCUGACAUAUUUGCCUGUCACUGAAUCCACCAUUUACGAAGUCCUGAGGAUUUCCAGUAUUGUUCCUAUGGGUACCACGCAUGCUCCAGUCAGAGACACCAAACUUAACGGUUUCCAUCUACCACCACAUGCACAAAUCGUACCUCUUCUCCACGCCGUCCAUAUGGAUCCUUCACUAUGGGAAGAGCCAGAAAAAUUCAACCCUUCCAGAUUCAUAAACUCCGAAGGCAAGGUCCACAAGCCAGAAUUCUUCCUUCCCUUCGGUGUUGGUAGAAGGAUGUGCCUGGGCGAAAUCCUGGCGAGAAUGGAACUCUUCCUGUUCUUUUCCUCGCUUCUACACAGCUUCGAUAUUUCCGUACCAGAAGGAGAAACGUUACCAAGUCUGAAAGGUAUUGCGGGCGUAACCAUCAGCCCCAAUGCCUUCAAAGUUACGCUCACACCAAGGCCGAUGGCUUGGGACAGCGAAGAACCUAACAUUAGGCCCGCUGGUAGCCAUUAGGCAACUGAAGCAGCUGCUAAAUGACAAAAGUACAAAAUCGUGUUUGGGUUUUACCAAGCAUCUACGAGAUGUCCAAGUCGUUCUCAGAGCACGGUGUUAAAUUGUUUCCUAGAUAAUUCCGAAGAGACGGAGUGUUAUAAGUACAAGAUUUUCCUUGUUUUGUGUUUUGAGCAGAGCGAUUGGGCGCGGUACUUACUAAAGAUACCACGACAAACAACGUUUAGCUCAGUUUUAACUAAUUCGUUUAAAGUAUUGAUACUUAACCUCAAAAAAAUCUCCAUGAAAAACUACAAAUUUUUUAGUACGAAAAAUAUUGUUGAAGCCACUUUUUUUAACUUUAUUUUUGCCUUUUCUAACGUUUCCUUCUUCAGCUAAUUCAUUUUUACUUUAGUUGCUCUCUUAAAUACAGUUCAAUAUCGCAAAUAAAAGUUAGCUUAUCCUCUUGACAUUAUUGCUUCUUUGGUGGUUCAAACACAUCUUGCUUUAAAAAUUGCACCAUAAACUGUUUUUGGCUCUUAUAUUAUACUGCUGAUUUACUUUUCAGUAUAGUAACCUUAAAUGAUUUCCCCUUCUGUUUGUUAUAAAUGUUCUUCGCAUUUGAAUCUUUUUUAUUUUCAAAGACUUUAUUUUCAAAGAACAUUUAUAUAUAAACUCUUGCUAUCCUAGAAAAUAAUCAUCCUAGAAUUCUGGAAUCUUCUACCAGCACAUACAGGUCUAAUUGAUGGGUGUCAUAAGUUUCUGAUGUCAUUUUUUAGGCUUCAAAAAGACACCUAGAGAUCAUGACCAAGGCUAAGGAAGACCUCCACCACAGAAAGUUCUCACAGAAAGAAAAUAAUGUCAAAAUGAUAUCCCUAUAUCUUCAGGGUUGACUAACAAGAUUCUUCUUGAAGACAAAACAACUCAUCACAUAUACCAGAGAAUAUUCUGCUUCAUAGCUGAGAAUAUAUAUAGCUUCAUAUAUUUUCUCGGCUUUUUCCCUCUAACAAUAUUUGCUCUGACCUAUACAUAACUAUGUUGUUAACAUUUUUUUUGUCCUCUAUUUUUCAAGAGUAUAUACAAAGCGUAUGUCUUUCAGGUGUUUUAUUUGUUUAAUUUCUAUGAAUCCAGAUAAAAUUACAUAACGUUCCCUAAAUUCUUCUUCUUUUUUCUUGACUUUAUAUCUCUAAGUGAGAAAGUGGAUCGAACUGUGUUAGACUCCUUUUGAUUUGAAACUCAUCUGAUGUACUGCUGUUAAUUCUGAUACAUUUCUUUUGAUUUGAAACUUAUCUGAUGUACUGCUCCCAAUUCUGAUACACUUUUUAUGCCAUUUUGCAACCUCCAAAAGAACCUAGUGUCCUAUUUUUAACUGACUUAACAGUAUGAACUAUCCAAAAUAUCCUAUAUUCCUCGUUACACGUCACUAAAGGCAUGCGUUUAUUUACCAACCAGUUGGUGCUUUCUGAUUCAGUUCAGUCUUCUUACGAGCCUCUCUGAUGACGGGUAGACCUAGAAACACGUGCCAGAGGAUGGUAAGAGACUCGAAUUGAAUCGAAACGCAACAGUCUGUUUAUUUUAUUCAAAAUCUCUUAGAGAAAGGUGGCUAAAAUAUGUGACAAAAUUAAAGGAGCAUUACAAUCUUUGUAAUUCUCUUUAGUACCGCUAUACGCGAAACUGCGUUAAUUCUCAUUUCUGUUAUAAGAACUAUUUUAUUUCACAUAUUGACUAGUAUAAGAAAACACCAACAAAGUUUUGAGAUUUUUGAGGUUAUUUUAUCAAUAUAUGGGUACGUCAUUCCUAACCAUAAAAUCGUCUGUGGUGAUAAAAAUGUGACGUUUCUUUGUCGUGGUAUCUUCUCGUAAAUAUAACUCGAUUAAUAAAACAGAAUAAGAAUGAUAGAUCUCCGAUUAGGAUCGGCUGUGCAAAAGUGUUCAAUUAUCACAUAGUAUUAAGUAUAUAAACUAGUCAGGCAUAUCAUCUCAUUGUAAUAUUCCGAUAUCGGUGCAUAGUUACUUCAUUGUUUACCAUUAUGCGACCAUUUUUAUUUUUUAUUAUGUUUUUGUGGUUGUUAACCAGAAUAAUUCGACUGGAACUUACAUAGAACAUGUUACCUGUGUUGUGCUUGAUGCUAUUUUGUGGCAAUAUAUUAAAUUUCUGAUGUAACUUUAAAAAUAUCUGCGUGAUGCACAACAAACUAAUAAUAUAUUCGUGGUUCUGUUAUAUUUCUAACUGAAACCAUAAUGACGUUUCUGUUUACGUAAUUAUUUUUAGGUUAGUUUUGGUUAAAUAACUGAAUUGAUGUCGUUAAAACUUGUAUUUAUUUUUGAGAGAGUUUUGUUUAACCUAAAAUUUCUUGCAAUUUCUUUUCAAUAUUUCCAACAAUAUAUUAUUUGUUUUUGCGUCUUAACUGAAACCAGAAUGAUAUUUACUGAUUAAGUAAAUAUUUUAAGGUUAGUUUUGAUUAUUUAUGUCUUUCAAAAGUCAAAUGUCUUUCAAAUGUCGAGUCUUUCAAAUGUCAAAAGGCUUUCAAAAUGCAGACAUUCUUAACAAUACCUUAAGGUGUUCUUUAUAAUUUAAUCCUUUUGUAUUCAAAGCAGUAGUGAUAUUAGAUUAAUAUUGCCAACUCAUGUAUUUUUAAUAAGAAAAUGACUUUCUUUCUUAUUUUAUAAAUAUUUCUGCAUACCAGUGAAUUUUAUUUUCAAAAUUCCGGGAUUUGUAUUACCUUGUUCAAUUGUGGAUGUUGAUUUUUCAACUUAUUAGUUAUUAAGACGUUUUAUAAAUACUAGUGUUCAUGCUUACGCACACUUUGAAGACUUAUGUUAAGUAUAAUUUGUUAUUUAAUAAUUUUAACGAAUUUAAUUUAAAUACAUUUUUUUAGUUUAA